This is a messenger RNA of Puccinia graminis f. sp. tritici CRL 75-36-700-3, 1344 nucleotides long. RefSeq lists its product as uncharacterized. The record is from RefSeq and is a predicted model, not a curated record. The transcript has 3 exons. The coding region runs from base 1 to 1344 and encodes 447 amino acids. NCBI's taxonomy places the organism in Eukaryota, Fungi, Basidiomycota, Pucciniomycetes, Pucciniales, Pucciniaceae.
AUGCCUGCAGAAGUGAAUCUCCCAUCUCGCCCAGCUCCUUGUCCUCAAACACAAGUCAAUCAACAAACCACCCAGCCACUCACACUUGAUCAACCUCCAUCAACCACCCAACAUACGACUACCAAUGCCACCGGUACCGCAAACCAAAAACGCAGUGGACGCCAACCUGGAUCUCAAGGUUACAGUGGGGCAGAUUGCACGGCACUGGUUGCUAUCGUAAAGGAUGUUCUCCCCCUUGGGAGUAACAAGUGGGACAAUGUACAUUUCAAGUACUCCCAAUACGCAAUGGCAAAUGGACAAACCGUUCGCGAUGUCGAACCAUUGAAGACCAAGGAGGCCAAGCGGGUCAACUUGUUGAUAAAGGAUCGAGCAAAGAAUCUCGCAUUUGUUGAUGAAGAUGGUGAUGAAGAAGUUGAAAGUGACGAUGAGAGAAAUGGAGUUGGGAACCCAAUUCCCCUCUCACCUGAUGAUACGCUUCUCUUGGGCUGGGAUGCGACACACCCUGAGCUUCCUGUUGAUCCAGCCAAUACCAGCGUUGAGGAGAGCGAUUCGGUGGCGCCGAGUGGGACCGGAAUGGCAACCCAAGCACCAAGUACCAAUGUGGGUGAUUUGGGUGCAAGAGAUGUGGCUAACAGCUCACAUCGGGAUUGCAAUACCCUUGUGCAUUGCACCCAAUCUUGCUUGAGUGGCUCAACUGGAACAUUGCCAAUCGACUCGUCUAAUUGUCGCUCUAGGAGCUCGCAGGCAAGUGGCCUUCACGAUUCGCUAGCUGCAUACUUCAAUCCGGAAGCGUGUGAAGCUCGUGAGCGUGAAAGCAGCAUGACUCAAUUUUACGAGGUCCGACUUCAAGAGGCGACGGCUACGAUUAACCGAUUGCAGGAUGAGGCAACAAAACUCCGCAAGGGCAUCAAUAUGCAAGUGCUUCGUUUGCAAGACGACCUUGAGAAGGCUAGAAGCGAAGUAGCGCAGAAGAAUAGUGAGAAUCAAGAGUUAUGUCAUCGACUUGAGAUGAUGCAACUUUGGAUGGAGUUCCAAUCUCAUUCUUUCUUUCAACCGGGCAUGAUCUCGUCAAACAUGGCCCAGGGCUUGAUGAAUCCAAACUUGAACGCCACCAACCAAGCACAACCGAAUGUUGCUCCCGCAUUUCUCCAUCCUUCAGGCAUCCCGGUUCAAGGAAAUAUCACGGCGAGUUACAUCCAACCAAACGGGAACCAUACGAUAAUGAGAGGGUUUGCUCCAACAAGUGCCCUUGGGAACCCUCCACCAACUACCUUUGGCACUAAUACAACAGGGGCCCAACAGUGGGACUCUACUGGUGUGGCACCAAAUCAAUCGACCAAAUAG